Cuculus canorus (common cuckoo) is the source of this 4684-nucleotide messenger RNA. RefSeq names its product G protein-coupled receptor 34 (gene GPR34). The record is from RefSeq and is a predicted model, not a curated record. Gene Ontology annotation, molecular function: G protein-coupled purinergic nucleotide receptor activity. Gene Ontology annotation, biological process: G protein-coupled receptor signaling pathway. Lineage: Eukaryota; Metazoa; Chordata; Aves; Cuculiformes; Cuculidae. Gene Ontology annotation, cellular component: membrane. The transcript is spliced from 2 exons. The coding region runs from base 153 to 1289 and encodes 378 amino acids.
CUGAUUCUCACCACUUUCUCAAAGCAGCUGGUGCUUAAGCUUUCUAAUAAGAGGGCUUGCAUGUCACUCCUCCCUGUCUUCACCAGUGGUUUUGAAAAUCAGCAGAAGUUCUUAACAUGGUUCUUAAAUGAACAGCUAAAAAAUCCUCACAAAUGAUGGCGACAGCUGCAGCUGAUUUACUGACCACUCUUCCACACAAGGAAGUCUUCUGGAGUAAUCAAACCAAACUAGCCAUAAAUGCCUCAGAAAUCAAAAACAAUUGUCCCUUAGAUGAUGACGACUCACUUUCACUUACUUUGAUAGUUUUUUACUCUAUUAUUUUUGUCAUUGGGCUGGUUGGAAAUAUCAUAGCCCUGUUUGCUUUCCUGUGCAUUCAUCAGAAAAGGAAUUCUAUCCAAAUUUACUUGCUAAAUGUGGCUGUUGCAGACCUUCUGCUGAUCUUCUGUCUUCCCUUCCGAAUACUCUAUCACAUUAAAAAGAACACCUGGACGUUUGGACUGAUUUUAUGCAAGAUUGUAGGAACUCUAUUUUAUAUGAACAUGUAUAUCAGCAUAGUGCUGUUGGGACUAAUUAGUCUAGAUCGUUAUGUAAAAAUAAACAAGUCUGUGAAGCGUCCUAAAAUGUUAACUACUACACGAAGCAUACAUAUUUGUUGUGUGGUGUGGGCACUUGCACUAACAGGAUUUUUAAUAGUAGUUGUACCAUCUCUCUCUAAAAGCAAGGACAGCAAUUCAACAAUGUGCUUCCAUUACCGAAAUAAACAGAAUGCAAAGAUAGAAGCAAUUUUAAAUUAUAUUAUUGUAAUAAUUUUUUGGAUAGUUUUUUUCCUUUUAAUACUUUCAUAUGUUAAAAUUGCCAAGAACCUUCUGAAAAUUGCAAAGAAAAGAGCAAAUUUUCCCAAUGCAGGAAAAUACACCCAGACAGCAAGGAAUUCCUUCAUCGUACUCGUUAUUUUCACCAUAUGUUUUGUUCCGUACCAUGUGUUUCGGUUUGUUUACAUUACAUCACAGUUACAAACCACAUCUUGUUAUUGGAAAGAAAUAAUUCACACAUGCAAUGAGGUGAUGCUCAUAUUUUCGUCUUUUAACAGCUGCCUAGACCCCGUUAUGUAUUUCCUCAUGUCCAGAAGCGUCCGUAAGACUGUGUUCCAACUUAUUUGCAGAAAGCUUCAUGGAGAUUCAGGCCUAGCUCUGGAAAGUACUUCAGAAAUAAAACUUGGGCAAUACACACAAGAGCGAUCUACUACCACUCCCUACUCAAGUUCUUUAAAGAAGAAAUCUUUGAUAUGAUUGUUUAAAACGAAUGGAUGCUGUCCUCUGUCACUCCAGGACAACGAUUUGAGAUGUACCAAAUGCAAUACUGUACAGCUACUAAUCCUGCCUCUUUCUUCCUGUUACAAAAUGAGAAGUCUGGUUGUGAAAAUGAGAAGUUACUUUUCAGAAGUAUUUUGCUCUUAUUUAUCCAAGAAAACAAAAUAGGAAGUUCUCACGCAUCACCUGCGGGACUAAAGUAGAACACUAACUCUUUACGGAGAUUUCCACAAAGUGGUUUGAACCUGCAUAAGGAAUCUUGUAUAUAGACAUUAAUACUACCAAUUUAUGUAUGUAAAUAAUAGAUUAAUUUUGCAAAAAGUAAAUUGUCUCCUAUCUUAAAGAGCUAUAAAAACCAUUACAGUUUUUAUGUAUUUCACUGUUUUAAUAGGUUUCAGAGAUCAGCAUUUUAAACACAUGUACAGAAGUGUUUUUCCAAGAAAAUAUUUAAGAAUUUAGCAACGUGUAGCUUAUAAAUGAGGUAAAGAAUACAACUGCCUUUAGUUCAGUUAUAAUUACAGAAGAUACACUUUAUUAAACAGCAAAUUUAAAAUAUUGAAGCCUCCUAAGCCCCUUACUAUAUUUUCAACAUGUUAAUGACUAUCAAAUUCAAACACCUGAGGAAAAUUAAGCAAUGUUUUUUGAAAACCAGAAAUUAAAGAAGGAGAGAUGACAUAUGGGUGUUUUCAGUUACCUAAGCUUUCCUUCAAACUCUAACAAAUUUGGUGACUGCAGUUACACAAAGUAGUUCAAUGAGGAAAAUAAACUCAAAGCAUACAGAGUAGUAUAGAAAAAAUAGCUCUUGUGAAUACCUGAUAAAUCAGCUCUGAUCUUUGCUCAGGCUCAGUCACUGGUCUGCUUAUACAUUUCCAAAGCCACACAUCUGAGCUGCACACUUCCACACUCCCUCCCUGGCACAGAUCUUCUCUUUUUAUGUGAUUAAAAUAAUCUUGAUCAUUGCUGAUGCUAAGUAAAUAGUAAUGCAACAGUGAUGUCCCACAGAUGCAACUAUAUUUUCAGAUUAAAACCAAAUGGGUUUAUGUAUUUAGGCACAAACAAAAAUUUCAAAUUUUAACAUCGUUUACAAAAGGGGAGCUGAAAGUUGUUUGACUCAAAGAUGGGUAAAGAGGCAGUUAUACCAAGAACAAUUAAAUGUCUGGCAUGACACUAGAUGUUAAGCUCCAUAAAAUUAAACUUCUAUUAUCCUGAACACAUACACACAAUAUUGCUCAACUCAGCUGGUGUAAAGAAGUUUUAAUACAACUACCACUAACUUCUCUGAUGGGUCAUGAGACUUUUUAUGGCACAUCUGUGUCAAACCUCAGCUGAUCUCAAUGUGAAAAUAAUUCUAUUUAUUGUUCUUUCUGUGGGUAGAGACUAACUGUCAUGGUUAGUGGCUGCUGGCAACAAAGAUCCACACUGCUCUUGGAUAGGGUUGGGAGAAGAAUCAGAGAAAAAACCCAAACCCAUACAACAACAAUAACAGCAAAAUAAAUAAAGUGAGCAAUCAACUGCUCACUGCUUGAAGAAAAAAUGAUACACAUAUGCACUCUUGAGUCACAAUCGCAGUAUGCCACCAAAUGGUGAACUGAACCCUCCUGUGUGAGUUGUGCCACCCAGCAGCUACCUCCUCGUAUGUAACGCAGAUGACGUCCAUGGCAUAGAAUUCCUCACCCGCCAGUUUGGUCAGCUGCCCCAGCUGUGUCCUUUUUCCCUGCUUCAAAUCAACUCUUUCCCCACCCAUACCAGGAAAAUGACCCUUCCCUAGCUGAGCUCAGUACACUAACUCAAUGCACAUCUCCACAUAAUAUACAUGAACCUGAUUUUCCUUUUUAAUUCAAAUCUACAACAUAGCCUCAAACUUCAGUUGAUAUACCAAAAUACCGCCUCUUUAUUAAUAUGUACAAAGGAGCACAUAUUCUUCGUUAGAAUAAAUACUAAUAACAAAAUGCAUAUAAAGUAUACAUGCUGGCUAGUCACUUCUAUACCUUUUAGACCUGACAAAUACUUUGAUAAAUACAUUGCCAUAUAUAGCUACUUUAAUGGAAAACAUGAGCCAACAAACAAAACUGUUCACCAGAUAAAAGCUUAUAACUUGAACCACAAACACAUCAAAUUGUGGCUGGCUUGAGUAAACAGCUGCACUGGUUUUGGCUGGGAUAGUUACAUUUCUUCACAGUAGCUCAUACAGGACUAUGAUUUGGGUUUGUGAUAAAAAUGAUGUUGAUAACACAGGGCUGCUUUGUUUAUCAGGGAAUAGGGCUUGCAUAGCAUGAAGAUCUUUUUUUCCUCUCACACUGCCCUACCAGCGAGCAGGCUUCCAACCAAGAAGCUGGGAAGGGACAAAGCCAGGACAGCCGAUCCCAAGGUACAUCCCAUAACAAAUGUACACCCCAUAACAUAUGGCCUCAUACUCGACAAUAAAAGCUGAGGAGGGAAUUUGCCAGGGCUGCCAUUUCUCAGGAACUGACUAGACAUCGAUCAGAUGGUGGUAAGCAACUGGGUGUUUUUGAAUGACUUGUUUUUUCUGUUCUGUAUCUCAAACCAUGAGUUUUCUCACUUUUGCCCUACCAAUUCUCCACCCAGCCCACUGGAGGGGGAGUAAGUGCCUCUAUGGGGCUUAGCUGUCUACCAGGCUUAAACCACAACCACCCUUUUUUGGCACCCAAUGUGGGGCUCAAAGGGCUCAACAUAAUGACAUAUCUGAGGGGAAUGGGAGGGAAUUAGAGGGAAUGGGAGCGAGCAUCACAAGAGGCAGCCUGUUCUGCAGCACAACAGUCACAAGAACAGGAGGGAGAGGAGACAGAAAUCAUAAACAGUUUUCAUACUUUUACCCUUCUGAUUUUUUUCUUCUCCAUCCAAAGAGAGGCAGUGAGCAAGCGUGGGGCUUACCUGCCUACCAGGGUUAAACCACAACAUCAACUUUCAUUUUCACAUUGAAAUUAACUGAAGUUAUGGUUUUAACCUGCAAAUCAGUAUUUUGCAUGAGGACCAACAAGUAUCAAUUGUUUUGAUAACAACUGUCACUCAGACCCCUUUUAAAAUCAUUCUUCUUCCAGGUCACCUGACAGAGAAGGUUUACAAUUAGGCUGUAGUUUGGAAUGUGCAUCAUCCCAAACCCCACAAUGCCUAAGAGAAUUUGUGUUUCCUUUUUGCUAGUUGGUAAAGACAUAGCUGUUAUCUUGUUGAUCACAUUCUACUGGGAUCUGACAACACCCAUCUUGCCCUUUUAUUCCUACAAACUGGAUCUCCUGUGCAGAACACUUAACCUUGCUUUGGUUUAUGGCAAAACUGGCUUCCAGAACAGUUUGAACUAUUUUACCCUCUUUCGCAAAAACUUCUUCUGCUCUGCUGCCUCAAACAAUGAUGUCAUU